AUGACGCCCACGCUCCUGCCAAAUCUCAUGGAAGGAUGCCCCCACCCGAGGCAAAGUGGUGGCUUGGAACAUGUGCCGCACUUGGACAGCCUCCCGCGCCUUGUUCCUGACUCAAACAUCAAGGUUUUGGACCAACGUCAACAACGACGACGACAUCAUCACCAUCACCACUACAACCUUGAGGUCGGACUUGCGAAUCGACAUUCAGCAGCGAACACAUCAACAUACAGGGCAUUUCAUCCGCAGUGCAAGAUCAUGUCCAGACCUCUCCAGAAUAUGGGUACACCAUCUGUCUCGACUUCGUAG
Molecule: messenger RNA, 306 nt
Organism: Fusarium fujikuroi IMI 58289
Lineage: Eukaryota; Fungi; Ascomycota; Sordariomycetes; Hypocreales; Nectriaceae
Exons: 2
Coding region: 1-306 (101 amino acids)
Source: RefSeq, a predicted model, not a curated record